This is a messenger RNA of Portunus trituberculatus (swimming crab), 29345 nucleotides long. Its product is annotated as neuroblast differentiation-associated protein AHNAK-like. NCBI's taxonomy places the organism in Eukaryota, Metazoa, Arthropoda, Malacostraca, Decapoda, Portunidae. Gene Ontology annotation, biological process: glycogen catabolic process; glycogen biosynthetic process. The record is from RefSeq and is a predicted model, not a curated record. Gene Ontology annotation, molecular function: 4-alpha-glucanotransferase activity; amylo-alpha-1,6-glucosidase activity.
AGUAGUAAACCCGCCGCCGCCGCUGUCGCACCGUCGGCACCGUCUCGUGUCGCUCGCUCGCCCUCACACCCGCCCACCUGAGAGCCUCCUCGCGGCCACGCCCAGGCCGCCCCACGUCCUGGAGCGCGCGUGGGUCUUGCUCUACGCCGAUUGGCAUAACACGUGGGCCUUUGCUUAUACAAGUUUGACGAGCACUAGUUGAAUCGCAGUGGUAGCUUGGAUUUACUUGACUACCACGUGAAAAUGCAGGACCUGUUGGGAGGGAAGGUGGGUCUCUCGUGAAUCGUCCUGCUGCCUCCUCGCAAGGGAUAACAGUGUAUGCUGUGUUCGUGGAAUAUCUUUUAAAGUGUGGUGGUGUGCAAUGAUGUCAGUAUUAUGAUGGUCACUCUGAAAUCUUACUCAAAGUGAAUUCCUAAUGUAUGUUACUGUGAAGUGUGAACCAAUGCGUCAUGGGUAAUGUUGAGGGUAAGCUGGCGGGGCGGAGGCAUGUUGAGCCACCAUACUGCACAUCGCGGCCCCUCCCGCCCCUGCCCCGCGAGGAAGAGGUGGAGUCGAUAGGCGACGAUGACCUUGAUUCUCCGCCUCCAUACCCGCCGCCGCCGCCGCCAGGGGAGGAACACAAGCGGUUCUCGUGGCGGUUCAGGGACUCCGCCGUCUUUGGCCACAGCGAAAACAAGAGACGCUCGUGGCUGUUAAACAUCACCAAUGGCGGCGACAAGACGAAGGGCAAAUUGGCUAAAGACGGUAAGGAUGUCAAUGAUAUUCAGGUAAACACAGGUGCAGGUGGCAAUGAAGGCUCUGGCAUCACUGGUGUUAAAGUGGAGACUAAAAAAGAUCCAAAGAUGAGUACCGAGACGACUCGCAUCCACUCAUACAAAAUCACGACUAAUGAAACAACUAGGGAUUCGAACGGAAGUUCAAGCUCUCCGGCCUGGCAAACACGUGACGGCAAACUUAUCAGCGUCAGCAAGAGCAUGGUGAAGGGAGAGGAUGGAGACGCUCCAGGAUACAGCCUCCUUCAUGAAUGUACGAGGCCAGAUGAGCGCACGGAUCUGUCUCCCAUUCAGAUUAGUGGCAGUACCAACAUGAAUCAGGACUUGAAGGAUGUGAUUGAAGAACUCCGAGGAAACCCUAAAGUAGAGACCAAGACCACUGUUAAGACUAUUUCUGAUGGGCAAGGGGGUGUGGUGACCGUCACCACCACUCAGAAAACACUGUCUUCUCAUGUAACUGUCACUGGAUCAGACCUAAGCACUCGCACUCAUAAUGACUCUCUGAGUAAACUUGAGGCUGAACUGAGUGCCCUCCUCUCCCCAGGACUUGAUGGUCACAGUAGGUCAAAUUUACCAAUGAUCAAUGGUGCAGAGCAUGGCGCGCAGACUUCCAUCUCUGCUGGAGAUGUGGGGCCGCAAAAUAAUGGGGGGGUGAAAGUCGGCGCGCACGCGAAUGACACUUAUAACAUAUCUGUCUCACCAAACCUUCCAUUACCCGAUUUACAAGAAUUUUCAGGCAUGGGUGCUCCAUUGCUUCCUGAUGUAGUUAAAGAUGACGGGGUGUGUGGUUCUGUGGGUUCUGGAUCUGUUGGGGUGGGUGGUGGAGUAUCUGGCACGUUGCCUGAGAUGGAAAUGACAAGUAGUCUACCUUCCGGUAGAGCCAAAGUUGACUUAGAUUUUCAUAGUGAUGCUCCGAAGCUUAGUGCUGAAGCUGAGGGAGAUGUGUCAGUCACUAAAGACGGCGAGCAAUCCAAGUUGAAAGGCGUUGAUUUACAAGUUUCAGGCCCUGAGCCUGUCGUUGAUGCAGUUGAUCUGAGUGGAGGCGUUCCGGUUAGCGAUAAGAAGAUCUCGGUACCUAAGAAGAAAAAGAUAAAUGGUGGACCUUGUUCAUGCCUCAGUCCACCCUCAAAACUAGAAGCAGAAGAACCUUAUGUCUCAGUUGAUAUAGCGAGGCCCGAUGGGAGUAUAGAGCCUACAGAGGCUGUAGCUACAGAGGCUGAAGUUGGAGAAGGUAAUGCAGAUAUAGAUGCGUCUCUUACAGCUGAUGUGAGAGGUCCAGAAAUAAAAAAGAAAUCACCUAAAGCAAAAAUGGGUUCAUGCUUUGGAAAAACUAAGGAACCAAAACUGGACAAUGAAAUGAAUCUUGAGGAAGAAGCAGAAAUUAAAGCACAAUCUACCAGCACAGGAGAACUUUCUGCAAAAGGUGAAUUAAGUGGUGACUUGCCUAAUGCAGAUAUUAGGCGUGACAAACGCACGAAAAAGAAAAACGUGAAAUUAUCAUCGUGCUUUGGCAAACCUAAGGAACCUAAAUGUGACACAUCCAAUGAAUUUUCAUAUUCAGUAGGACCAGACCACGAUGUCAAGGCUGAAAUGCCUUCAGUGAGAGCAAAUGUUAAAGCUGAAGUGCCAAAUGCAGAGGCAGAAAUGCAAAUACCAGAAGGUGAAGUUAAUUUUGGGGAAGGAACUGACACAAAGUUGUCCCUCACUACAACAGUGCCGUCUAUUCCAAAAGUAGAAGCCGUUUUGGAGGGAAAAGCUGAUAUGCCAGAUUUGGAUCUAAAAGCAAAAGCAGAACCAACAUUAAGAAUAAAAAGUGAUUUUGAGGUACAAGGAGACGUAGCAAGUUUAAGUAAAGAAGGCCCAGAGGUAGAAGUCAGCGGAGAGGUCAAGGCUCCAGAGGUGAAGGGUGGCAUUGAUAUUGAAUCACCUGAUAUAAAGGUGGAAGCUGGAAUGCCUUCCCCUGCAGUAGCGGUAGAGUCUCCUGAUGUGAAAAUAAAGGGAGGUAAAGGAAAGGGCAAGCUUGGAUCUUGCUUCGGAAAACCGAAAACUACUGAUAUUGAAGGAGAGUAUAAGCCUGGAAAAGCAGAAUUGGAAAGUCCCAAAGUAUCAGCAGGAGUGCAUGUUGAAGGGCCAGAAAUUAAAGGAGACUUAACUGACGAUGCUGCAGAGAUACAAGCCAAGGGAAAGAAACCAAAAGCCAAGCUUGGAUCUUGCUUUGGGAAACCGAAGUCUCCAAAAGUUGAGGCUGAAUACCAACCAGGAAAGGUGGAUGUUGAUGUUCCAGGAGUGAGCGGUGAAGCAAGUGUAAAAACAUCUGAAGGAGAUGCCAAGUUCAACGUUGAGGCCCCUGACGCCAACGUGAAAGGAGAAAAAGGUAUGAAGAAACCCAAAAUGAACCUUGGUUACUGUUUUGGAAAACCAAAGGGUGCUAAAGUAGAAGCAGGUUACCAACCACCAGACGUUAGACUAGAAGGACCUGAAAUAAAGGCUCCGAAAUUAGAAGAUGAAAUCCCUGAUGUUGAAGGGAACAUCGAACUGGAGCCAGCAAAAACUUCUGUGGAUGUAAAAUUACCCAGAUUGCCCGAAGUGAAAGGUGAUAUCAGCUUGGGAGACGUUCCUAAAACUGAGCCAACUUUAAAGAUUGAAGGUGACAUUCCUGACCUCCCUAAAGUUGAAGCCAAGCUGGGAGGUAAGGCAGAACUUCCUGAUAUUGAUGUAGAAGGAAAGCUGCCUUCACCUCCUGAUGUGAAAGGAGAUAUCAGCAUGGGAGUUGACGUUUCCAAAGCUGAGCCAACUUUAAAGAUUGAAGGUGACAUUCCUGACCUCCCUAAACUUGAAGCCAAGCUGGGAGGUAAGGCAGGACUUCCUGAUAUUGAAGUAGAACGAAGGUUGCCUUCACCUCCUGAAGUGAAAGCAAACGUUGACAUUGGCGGAACAUUGCCUGACGUGAAGCUAGAGGGAGAACUCCCUAACGAUGACUUGAAAAUGGAUGUCAGCGGGAAUAUGCCAAGCUUCUCUGCAGAGAUUAAGGGACCUGAUGUUUCUUUACCAGAGAUACAAAUGCCAAAAGUAAAAGGAGAAAUUAAAGGCGACUUCCCCACAGCUCAGCUUCCUGAAGCACAAGUGUCAUUGCCAUCGUCACCAUCGGCUGAAAUAAAGGCAGAAGUUCAAACCCCACAAAUAUCAGGGGACGUAGAUGUUCCUAAACCAAAGCUUAAAGGAAAGAAAACUAACUUUGGUCCAUGUGCAUGUCUUGGAGGCCCAAAGAAAGGCAAGUUGGAAGAACCUUAUGUUUCAGCUGGUGCAGAAAUCAAAGCCCCUCCAGAUGUUGGUGUUGAAGGAAAAGUUGAUGCCAGUCUGAAAGUUGAAGGUGAUAUUGAAGGCCAAAGUGUUGCUGUUGACGUCCCGAAGGGGAAGGCUGAAAUUGAUGUAGAUACCCCUGAAGUCAAGGUGAAAGCAGACAAACCUAAGGGCAAGUUCGGUUCAUGCUUUGGAAAACCAAAAGGCGUUGAGGUAGAAGGAGAAUAUAAACCAGGAAAGAUUGAUGUUGAUGUUCCUGAAGCAGGUGCUGAAGCCAGCGUUGCAGCUCCUGUAGCAAAGGCUGAGAUCAGUGUAGAGAGUCCAGACGUGAAACUGAAGGCUGAUAAGACAAAAGGAAAGUCGAAAUUUGGAUCAUGCUUUGGAAAACCAAAGUCCCCAAAAGUUGAAGGUCAAUACAAACCAGGAAAACUUGAAAUAGAAGAUCCAGAAGUAGAAAUCAGUGGAGAGGUAAAGGCUCCUGAGGCCAAGGGUGACAUUGAUAUUGAGUCACCCGAUGUAAAGGUGGAAGCUGAAGUGUCUUCCCCUGAUGUAGCGGUGGAAUCUCCCGAUGUGAAAAUAAAGGGAGGUAAAGGAAAAGGCAAACUCGGAUCCUGCUUCGGAAAGCCAAAAACUCCUGAGAUUGAAGGAGAGUAUAAGCCUGGGAAAGUAGAAUUAGAAGGACCUGAAUUAUCAGCAGGAGCGCGUGUUGAAGGCCCAGAAUCUAAAGGAGAGGUCACUGGCGAUGCUCCAGAGAUACAGGCCAAGGGAAAGAAACCAAAAGCCAAGAUUGGAUCUUGCUUUGGGAAACCAAAGUCUCCAAAAGUAGAGGGUGAAUACCAACCUGGAAAGAUGGAUGUUAAUGUUCCAGGAGUGAGCGGUGAAGCAGGUGUAAAAACACCUGAAGGAGAUACCAAGUUGAACGUUGAGGGCCCUGACGCCAACAUUAAAGGAGAAAAAGGUAUGAAGAAACCGAAAAUGAAGUUUGGUUCCUGUUUUGGAAAACCAAAGGGUGGUAAAGUAGAAGCAGAUUACCAUCCACCAGACGUUGAAAUAAAAGGACCUGAAAUAAAGGCUCCAAAAGUAGAAGUUGAGAUACCUAAGUUUGAAGGGGACAUCGAAGUAGAGGCACCAAAGACUUCUGUAGAAGUAGAAAUACCUGGAUUGCCCGAAGUAAAAGGUGAUAUCAGCAUGGGAGUUGAUGUUCCCAAAGCUGAGCCAACUUUAAAAAUUGAAGGUGACAUUCCUGACCUCCCUAAAGUUGAAGCCAAGUUGGGAGGUAAGGCAGAACUUCCUGAUAUUGAUGUAGAAGGAAAGUUGCCUUCAGUUCCUGAAGUGAAAGCAAACGUUGACAUUGGCGGAACAUUGCCUGACGUGAAAUUUGAGGGAGAACUCCCUAAGGGUGACUUAGAGGUGGACGUUAGUGGGAACUUACCAAGCUUCUCUGGAGACAUUAAAGGACCUGAUGUUUCUUUACCAGAGAUGUCAGUGCCAAAAGUAGAAGGAGAAAUUAAGGGAGACUUACCCACAGCUGAGCUACCUGAAGCAAAAGUGUCAUUACCAUCACCACCAUCAGCUGAAAUAAAGGCAGAAGUUCAAACACCACAAAUAUCAGGAGGCGUCGAUGUUCCUAAACCAAAGCUUAAAGGAAAGAAAGCUAACUUUGGUCCAUGUGCAUGCCUUGGAGGUCCCAAGAAAGGCAAGUUGGAAGAACCUUAUGUUUCAGCUGGUGCAGAAAUCAAAGCCCCUCCAGAUGUUGGUAUUGAAGGAAAAGCUGAUGCCAAUCUGAAAGUUGAAGGUGAUAUUGAAGGCCCAAGUGUUGCUGUUGACGUUCCAAAAGGGAAGGCUGAAAUUGAUGUAGAUACCCCUGAAGUCAAGGUGAAAGCAGACAAACCUAAGGGCAAAUUCGGUUCAUGCUUUGGAAAACCAAAAGACGUUGAGGUAGAAGGAGAAUAUAAACCAGGAAAAAUUAAUGUUGAUAUUCCUGAAGCAGGUGCUGAAGCCAGCGUUGCUGCUCCUGCAGCGAAGGCUGAGAUCACUGUAGAGAGCCCAGACGUGAAAGUGAAGGCUGAAAAGCCAAAAGGAAAGGCGAAAUUUGGUUCAUGCUUUGGAAAACCAAAAGGUACUGGUGUAGAAGGAGAAUAUAAACUAGGAAAGGUUGAUGCUGAUGUUCCUGAAGUAAGUGCUGAAGCCAGCGUUCCUGCUCCUGCAGCAAAAGCUAACAUCAGUGUUGAGAGCCCAGACACGAAAGUCAAGACUGAAAAGCCAAAAGUGAAAUCUAAAUUUGGACCAUGCUUUGGGAAACCAAAGUCCCCAAAAAUCAAAGGUGAAUACAAACCAGGAAAGCUUGAAGUAGAAGGUCCCAAGGGAGAAAUCAGUGGAGAGAUCAAGGCUCCUGAGGCCAAAAGUGACAUUGAUAUUGAGUCACCUGAUGUAAAGGUGGAAGCUGGCGUGUCUUCCCCUGAUGUAGCGGUGGAGUCUCCUGAUGUGAAAAUAAAGGGAGGUAAAGGAAAGGGUAAGCUGGGAUCUUGCUUUGGAAAGCCAAAAACUCCUAAGAUUGAAGGAGAGUAUAAGCCUGGGAAAGCAGAAUUAGAAGGUCCUGAAGUAUCAGCAGAAAUGCGUGUUGAAGGGCCAGAAUUUAAGGGAGAGGCCACUGGCGAUGCUCCAGAGAUACAGGCCAAGGGAAAGAAACCAAAAGCCAAGCUUGGAUCUUGCUUUGGGAAACCAAAGUCUCCAAAAGUAGAGGGUGAAUACCAACCUGGAAAGAUGGAUGUUGAUGUUCCAGGAAUGAGCGGUGAAGCAAGUGUAAAAACACCUGAAGGAGAUGCCAAGUUGAACGUUGAGGCUUCUGACGCCAAAAUCAAAGGAGAAAAAGAUAUGAAGAAACCGAAAAUGAACUUUGGUUCCUGUUUUGGAAAACCAAAGGGUGCUAAAUUAGAGGCAGGUUACCAACCACCAGACGUUGAAAUAAAAGGACCUGAAAUAAAGGCCCCGAAAGUAGAAGUUGAGAUACCUAGGGUUGAAGGGGACAUCGAAGUAGAGGCACCAAAGACUUCUGUAGAUGUAGAAAUACCUGAAUUGCCCGAAGUAAAAGGUGAUCUCAUCAUAGGAGUUGACGUUCCCAAAACUGAGCCAACUUUAAAGAUUGAAGGUGAUAUUCCUGACCUACCUAAAGUUGAAGCCAAACUGGGAGGUAAGGCAGAACUUCCUGAUAUUGAUGUAGAAGGAAAGUUGCCUUCAGUUCCUGAAAUGAAAGCAAACGUUGACAUUGGCGGAGCAUUGCCUGACGUGAAAUUUGAGGGAGAACUCCCUAAGAGUGACUUAGAGGUGGACGUUAGUGGGAACUUACCAAGCUUCUCUGGAGACAUUAAAGAACCUGAUGUUUCUUUACCAGAGAUGUCAGUGCCAAAAGUAGAAGGAGAAAUUAAGGGCGACCUACCCACAGCUGAGCUACCUGAAGCAAAAGUGUCAUUACCAUCACCACCAUCAGCUGAAAUAAAGGCAGAAGUUCAAACACCACAAAUAUCAGGAGACGUAGAUGUUCCUAAACCAAAGCUUAAAGGAAAGAAAGCUAACUUUGGUCCAUGCGCAUGUCUUGGAGGCCCCAAGAAAAGCAAGUUGGAAGAACCUUAUGUUUCAGCUGGUGCAGAAAUCAAAGCCCCUCCAGAUGUUGGUGUUGAAGGAAAAGCUGAUGCCAGUCUGAAAGUUGAAGGUGAUAUUGAAGGCCCAAGUGUUGCUGUUGAUGUCCCGAAAGGGAAGGCUGAAAUUGAUGUAGAUACCCCUGAAGUCAAGGUGAAAGCAGACAAACCUAAGGGCAAAUUCGGUUCAUGCUUUGGAAAACCAAAAGGCGUUGAGGUAGAAGGAGAAUAUAAACCAGGAAAGAUUGAUGUUGAUAUUCCUGAAGCAGGUGCUGAAGCCAGCGUUGCAGCUCCUGCAGCGAAGGCUGAGAUCAGUGUAGAGAGCCCAGACAUGAAAGUUAAACCUGAAAAGCCAAAACCAAGAGCUAAAUUUGGGUCUUGCUUUGGAAAACCAAAGUCCCCAAAAAUCAAAGGUGAAUACAAACCAGGAAAGCUUGAAGUAGAAGGUCCCAAGGGAGAAAUCAGUGGAGAGAUCAAGGCUCCUGAGGCCAAAAGUGACAUUGAUAUUGAGUCACCUGAUGUAAAGGUGGAAGCUGGCGUGUCUUCCCCUGAUGUAGCGGUGGAGUCUCCUGAUGUGAAAAUCAAGGGAGGUAAAGGAAAGGGUAAGCUGGGAUCUUGCUUUGGAAAACCGAAAACUCCUAAGAUUGAAGGAGAGUAUAAGCCUGGGAAAGCAGAAUUAGAAGGACCUGAAGUAUCAGCAGGAGUGCGUGUUGAAGGACCAGAAGUUAAAGGAGAUGUCAUUGGUGAUGCUCCAGAGAUUCAGGCCAAGGGAAAGAAACCAAAAGCAAAGCUUGGAUCCUGCUUUGGGAAACCAAAGUCUCCAAAAGUUGAAGGUGAAUACCAAUCUGGAAAGGUGGAUGUUGAUGUUCCUGGAGUGAGCGGUGAAGCAAGUGCAAAGACCCCUGAAGGACAUAUGAAGUUGGACAUUGAAGCUCCUGACACCAAAGCUAAAGGAGAUAAAGGUAUGAAGAAACCCAAAAUGAAUCUUGGUUCCUGUUUUGGAAAGCCAAAAGGUGCUAAAGUAGAAGCAGGUUACCAACCACCAGACGUCAAAAUAGUAGGACCUGAAAUAAAGUCUCCGAAAGUAGAAGUUGAGAUCCCUGAUGUUGAAGGUAACAUUGAACUGGAGGCACCAAAGACUUCUGUUGAUGUAGAAAUACCUGAAUUACCUAAAGUGAAAGGUGAUAUCAGCAUGGGAGUUGACGUUUCCAAAGCUGAGCCAACUUUAAAGAUUGAAGGUGACAUUCCUGACCUCCCUAAAGUUGAAGCUAAGCUGGGAGGUAAGGCAGAACUUCCUGACAUUGAGGUAGAAGGAAUUUUGCCUUCAGCUCCUGAAGUGAAAGCAAACGUUGACAUUGGCGGAACAUUACCUGACGUGAAGCUAAAGGGAGCUCCUAAGGGUGACUUAGAAAUGGAUGUUAGCGGGAAUUUGCCAAGCUUCUCUGGAGAUAUUAAGGGGUCUGAUAUACCUGUGCCAGAGAUUUCAAUGCCAAAGGUAGAAGGAGAAAUUAAAGGCGACCUACCCACAGUUGAACUUCCUGAAACAAGUGUUUCAUUACCAUCGCCACCAUCGGCUGAAAUAAAGGCAGAAGUUCAAACCCCACAAAUAUCAGGAGAAGUUGAUGUUCCUAAACCAAAGCUUAAAGGAAAGAAAACUAACUUUGGUCCAUGUGCAUGUCUUGGAGGCCCAAAGAAAGGCAAAUUGGAAGAACCUUAUGUUUCAGCUAGUGCAGAAAUCAAAGCCCCUCCAGAUGUUGGUGUUGAAGGAAAAGCUGAUGCCAGUCUGAAAGUUGAAGGUAAUACUGAAGGCCCAAGUGUUGCUGUUGAUGUCCCGAGAGGUAAGGCUGAAAUUGAUGUAGAUAUCCCUGAAGUCAAGGUAAAAGCAGACAAACCUAAGGGCAAAUUCGGUUCAUGCUUUGGAAAACCAAAAGGCGUUGAGGUAGAAGGAGAAUAUAAACCAGGAAAGAUUGAUGUUGAUAUUCCUGAAGCAGGUGCUGAAGCCAGCGUUGCAGCUCCUGCAACGAAGGCUGAGAUCACUGUAGAGAGCCCAGACGUAAAAGUGAAGGCUGAAAAGCCAAAAGGAAAAGGAAAACUUGGAUCAUGCUUUGGAAAACCAAAAGGUACUGAUGUAGAAGGGGAAUAUAAACCAGGAAAGGUUGAUGUUGAUGUUCCUGAAGUAAGUGCUGAAGCCAGCGUUGUUGCUCCUGCAGCGAAAGCUAACAUCAGUGUUGAGAGCCCAGACACGAAAGUCAAGGCUGAAAAGCCAAAAGUGAAAUCUAAAUUUGGAUCAUGCUUUGGAAAACCAAAGUCCCCCAAAGUUCAAGGUGAAUACAAACUAGGAAAACUUGAAGUAGAAGGUUCCGAGGCAGAAAUCAGUGGAGAGGUCAAGGUUCCUGGAGCAAAGGGUGACAUUGAUAUUGAAUCACCCGAUGUAAAGGUGGAAGCUGGAGUGUCUUCCCCUGAUGUAGCGGUGGAAUCUCCUGAUGUGAAAAUAAAGGGAGGUAAUGGAAAGGGUAAGCUCGGAUCUUGCUUCGGAAAGCCGAAAACUCCUAAGAUUGAAGGAGAGUAUAAGCCUGGGAAAGCAGAAUUAGAAGGUCCUGAAGUAUCAGCAGAAAUGCGUGUUGAAGGGCCAGAAUUUAAGGGAGAGGCCACUGGCGAUGCUCCAGAGAUACAGGCCAAGGGAAAGAAACCAAAAGCCAAGCUUGGAUCUUGCUUUGGGAAACCAAAGUCUCCAAAAGUAGAGGGUGAAUACCAACCUGGAAAGAUGGAUGUUGAUGUUCCAGGAAUGAGCGGUGAAGCAAGUGUAAAAACACCUGAAGGAGAUGCCAAGAUGAACAUUGAGGCUCCUGACACCAAAAUUAAAGGAGAAAAAGGUAUGAAGAAACCGAAAAUGAAUUUUGGUUCCUGUUUUGGAAAGCCAAGGGGUGCUAAAGUAGAAGCAGAUUACCAACCACCAGAUGUUGAAAUAAAAGGACCUGAAAUAAAGGCCCCGAAAGUAGAAGUUGAGAUACCUAAGGUUGAAGGGGACAUCGAAGUAGAGGCACCAAAGACUUCUGUAGAUGUAGAAAUACCUGGAUUGCCCGAAGUAAAAGGUGAUAUCAGCAUGGGAGUUGACGUUCCCAAAGCUGAGCCAACUUUAAAGAUUGAAGGUGAAAUUCCUGACCUACCUAAAGUUGAAGCCAAGCUGGGAGGUAAGGCAGAACUUCCUGGUAUUGAUGUAGAAGGAAAGUUGCCUUCAGCUCCUGAAGUGAAAGCGAACGUUGACAUUGGCGGAACAUUGCCUGACAUGAAAUUUGAGGGAGAACUCCCAAAGGGUGACUUAGAGGUGGACGUUAGUGGGAACUUACCAAGCUUCUCUGGAGACAUUAAAGGACCUGAUGUUUCUUUACCAGAGAUGUCAGUGCCAAAAGUAGAAGGAGAAAUUAAGGGUGACUUACCCACAGCUGAGCUACCUGAAGCAAAAGUGUCAUUACCAUCACCACCAUCAGUUGAAAUAAAGGCAGAAGUUCAAACACCACAAAUAUCAGGAGACGUAGAUGUUCCUAAACCAAAGCUUAAAGGAAAGAAAGCUAACUUUGGUCCAUGUGCAUGUCUUGGAGGCCCCAAGAAAGGCAAGUUGGAAGAACCUUAUGUUUCAGCUGGUGCAGAUAUCAAAGCCCCUUCAGAUGUUGGUGUUGAAGGAAAAGCUGAUGCCAGUCUGAAAGUUGAAGGUGAUAUUGAAGGCCCAAGUGUUGCUGUUGAUGUCCCGAGAGGUAAGGCUGAAAUUGAUGUAGAUACCCCUGAAGUCAAGGUGAAAGCAGACAAACCUAAGGGCAAAUUCGGUUCAUGCUUUGGAAAACCAAAAGGCGUUGAGGUAGAAGGAGAAUAUAAACCAGGAAAGAUUGAUGUUGAUAUUCCUGAAGCAGGUGCUGAAGCCAGCGUUGCAGCUCCUGCAGCGAAGGCUGAGAUCAGUGUAGAGAGCCCAGACGUGAAAGUUAAACCUGAAAAGCCAAAACCAAGAGCUAAAUUUGGAUCUUGCUUUGGGAAACCAAAGUCCCCAAAAAUCAAAGGUGAAUACAAACCAGGAAAGCUUGAAGUAGAAGGUCCCAAGGGAGAAAUCAGUGGAGAGAUCAAGGCUCCUGAGGCCAAAAGUGACAUUGAUAUUGAGUCACCUGAUGUAAAGGUGGAAGCUGGCGUGUCUUCCCCUGAUGUAGCGGUGGAGUCUCCAGAUGUGAAAAUAAAGGGAGGUAAAGGAAAGGGUAAGCUGGGAUCUUGCUUUGGAAAGCCAAAAACUCCUAAGAUUGAAGGAGAGUAUCAGCCUGGGAAAGCAGAAUUAGAAGGACCUGAAGUAUCAGCAGGAGUGCGUGUUGAAGGACCAGAAGUUAAAGGAGAUGUCUUUGGCGAUACUCCAGAGAUUCAGGCCAAGGGAAAGAAACCAAAAGCUAAGCUUGGAUCUUGCUUUGGAAAACCAAAGUCUCCAAAAGUUGAAGGUGAAUAUCAAUCUGGAAAGGUGGAUGUUGAUGUUCCUGGAGUGAGCGGUGAAGCAAGUGCAAAGACCCCUGAAGGACAUAUGAAGUUGGACAUUGAAGCUCCUGACGCCAAAGCUAAAGGAGAUAAAGGUAUGAAGAAACCCAAAAUAAAUCUUGGUUCCUGUUUUGGAAAGCCAAAAGGUGGCAAAGUAGAAACAGGUUACCAACCACCGGACGUCAAAAUAGGACCUGAAAUAAAGUCUCCAAAAGUAGAAGUUGAGAUCCCUGAUGUUGAAGGUAACAUCGAACUGGAGGCACCAAAGACUUCUGUUGAUGUAGAAAUACCUGAAUUACCUGAAGUGAAAGGUGAUAUCAGCAUGGGAGUUGACGUUUCCAAAGCUGAGCCAACUUUAAAGAUUGAAGGUGACAUUCCUGACCUCCCUAAAGUUGAAGCUAAGCUAGGAGGUAAGACAGAACUUCCUGACAUUGAGGUAGAAGGAAAGUUGCCUUCAGCUCCUGAAGUGAAAGCAAACGUUGACAUUGGCGGAACAUUACCUGACGUGAAGCUAAAGGGAGAACUCCCUAAGGGUGACUUAGAAAUGGAUGUUAGCGGGAAUUUGCCAAGCUUCUCUGGAGACAUUAAGGGAUCUGAUAUACCUGUGCCAGAGAUUUCAAUGCCAAAGGUAGAAGGAGAAAUUAAAGGCGACCUACCCACAGUUGAACUUCCUGAAACAAAUGUUUCAUUACCAUCGCCACCAUCGGCUGAAAUAAAGGCAGAAGUUCAAACCCCACAAAUAUCAGGAGAAGUUGAUGUUCCUAAACCAAAGCUUAAAGGAAUGAAAACUAACUUUGGUCCAUGCGCAUGUCUUGGAGGCCCCAAGAAAGGCAAGUUGGAAGAACCUUAUGUUUCAGCUGGUGGAGAAAUCAAAGCCCUUCCAGAUGUUGGUGUUGAAGGAAAAGCUGAUGCCAGUCUGAAAGUUGAAGGUAAUAUUGAAGGCCCAAGUGUUGCUGUUGAUGUCCCGAGAGGUAAGGCUGAAAUUGAUGUAGAUACCCCUGAAGUCAAGGUAAAAGCAGACAAACCUAAGGGCAAAUUCGGUUCAUGCUUUGGAAAACCAAAAGGCGUUGAGGUAGAAGGAGAAUAUAAACCAGGAAAGAUUGAUGUUGAUAUUCCUGAAGCAGGUGCUGAAGCCAGUGUUGCAGCUCCUGCAGCGAAGGCUGAGAUCAGUGUAGAGACCCCAGACAUGAAACUGAAGGCUGAAAAGCCAAAAGGAAAAGGAAAACUUGGAUCAUGCUUUGGAAAACCAAAGUCCCCAAAAGUUGAAGGUCAAUAUAAACCUGGAAAACUCGAAAUAGAAGGUCCCAAAGUAGAAGUCAGUGCAGAGGUCAAGGCUCCUGAGGCCAAGGGUGACAUUGAUACUGAUUCACCCGAUGUAAAGCUGGAAGCGGGUGUGUCUUCCCCUGAUGUAGCGGUGGAGUCUCCCAAUGUAAAAAUAGAGGGAGGUAAAGGAAAAGGCAAACUCGGAUCUUGCUUUGGAAAGCCAAAGACACGUGAGAUUGAAGGAGAGUAUAAGCCUGGGAAAGCAGAAUUAGAAAAACCUGAAGUAUCAGCAGGAGUGCGUGUUGAAGGGACAGAAGUUAAAGGAGAUGUCAUUGUCGAUGCUCCAGAGAUACAGGCCAAGGGAAAGAAACCAAAAGCCAAGCUUGGAUCUUGCUUUGGGAAACCAAAGUCUCCAAACGUAGAGGGUGAAUACCAAUCUGGAAAGAUGGAUGUUGAUGUUCCAGGAGUGAGUGGUGAAGCAAGUGUAAAAACACCUGAAGGAGAUGCCAUGUUGAACGUUGAGGCCCCUGACGCUAAAAUUAAAGGAGAAAAAGGUAUGAAGAAACCAAAAAUGAACUUUAGUUCCUGUUUUGGAAAGCCAAAGGGUGCUAAAUUAGAGGCAGGUUACCAACCACCAGAUGUUGAAAUAAAAGGACCUGAAAUAAAGUCUCCAAAAGUAGAAGUUGAGAUACCUAGGGUUGAAGCGGACAUCGAAGUAGAGGCACCAAAGACUUCUGUAGAUGUAGAAAUACCUGGAUUGCCCGAAGUAAAAGGUGAUAUCAGCAUGGGAGUUGAUGUUCCCAAAGCUGAGCCAACUUUAAAAAUUGAAGGUGUCAUUCCUGACCUCCCUAAAGUUGAAGCCAAGCUGGGAGGUAAGGCAGAACUUCCUGAUAUUGAGGUAGAAGGAAAGUUGCCUUUAGCUCCUGAAGUGAAAGCAAACCUUGACAUUGGUGAAGCAGUUCCUGAUGUGAAGCUUAAGGGAGAACUCCCUAAGGGUGAUUUAAAGGUGGACGUUAGCGGGAAUUUGCCAAGUAUUUCUGGAGACAUUAAAGGAACUGAUGUUUCUUUACCAGAGGUGUUAAUUCCAAAAGUAGAAGGUAAAGUUGAGGGUAAUUUAGCUGGUAGUGAGCUACCAGAAGAUAAUGUGGCUGUACCUACACUUCCAUCAGUGUCUCUUAAAGGUGAUUUCUUAGAGAGAGAAAUUACUUUGGGUGAAAAUUUGAGCACCGAAUAUAGUGGAGGAGCUGCCGCUGAAGUGGAAGUUCAGAUUCCAAGCGUUGAACAACAGGACAUUGAUAUUUCACUACCAAAAGGCAUGGCUGAGGUGAAUGUAAAUCCUCCAAAUACGGGCGUUGAUAUUUCAGGACCAACUGUUGACUUUGAAGUUCCUGAAGGGAAAGCUGGUAUUAACAUAGAUGCUCCAAAAGUGAAAGUGAAAGGCGAUAAACCAAAGAUUAAAUUUGGAUCAUGCUUUGGGAAACCAGAAAGAUUGGAUUCUGGAGGAGAAUAUAUACCAGUUGAUGUUGAAAUUCCUGAAGCAAGUGCUCAGGCUAGCAUCGAAGUUCCAGAAUCAAAAGCUGAAGUCUCAGUCGAAGCUCCAGAUAUGAAAGUGAAGGCGGAGAAGUCGAAACCAAAGACUGACUUUGGAUCAUGUUUCGGAAAGCCAAAAAUCUCAAAAGUUGAGGACGAAUAUAAACCUGGAAAAGUUGAGUUAGAAGGCCCAGAAUUAGAGAUCAGUAGUGAAAUCAUAGCUCCUAAGGCCAAGGCUGACAUUGAUACUGAACCAUCUGAAGUAAAGGUGGAAGGUAAAGUCACUCCUCCCUCAGUUGCAGUGGAAUCCCCUGAUAUUAAUGUAAAGGGAGAUAAAAGAAAAAAUAAGCUUGGAUCCUGCUUUGGGAAACCCAAGACUCCUAGAUUAGAGAGUGAAUAUAAGCCAGGAAAAGUAGAAGUAAAGAGUCCUGAAGCUUCGGCAGGAGUUAAUGCUGAAGCCCCAGAAAUUGAAGGAAGCAUCAGUGUAGAAGCACCAAGGAUAAAAACUAAAACCAAAAAGUCAAAAGGCAAACUCGGAUCAUGCUUUGGAGAACUGGAAGGACCAAAGGAUAAAUACCAACCUGGAAUUGACAGUCCUGGAGUAGCUGGUGAAGCAAGUGUUCAAAUACCCACAGGAGAGGCAGAGUUGAAUGGUGAGACCCCUGACGUUAAAGUUACAGGAAAAAGUAAAAAGCCCAACAUGAAACUUGGAUCCUGCUUCGGGGAACCGAAAGGUACUGAGGUGGAAACAGGUUACCAGCCAACGAAAGUUAGAAUCGAAGGACCCAAAAUAGAAGUUCCAAAAGCAGAAGUAGAAAUGCCAUACACAACAGAAAAAAUGGAAGUGAAGACACCAGAUGCCUCUGUUGAUAUUGAGGUGCCUGGAUUGCCAGAAGUGAAAGGUGAUAUCAACAUGGGAAUGGGAAUUGACGUUCCUAAGGCUGAGCCAACAUUAAAAAUUGAAGGCAACAUUUCUGAUCUCCCUAAAGUUGAAGCUAAACUGGGAGGUAAGGCAGAACUUUCCAAUAUCGGAAUAGAGGGAACGCUGCCUUCAUCCCCAAAAGUAAAGGCAAAUAUUGAUACUAAUGGACCAAUGGAUGAAUUGGAUGUAAAGCUUGAGGGUGAUGCAAAAAUAGACAUGAAUGGGAGUUUCCCAGGCUUUUCAGGGAAUAUCAAAGGAUCAAAUACAUCUCUACCAGAAAUCUCAGUGCCAAAAAUGGAAGGAGGAAUUACAGGAGAAUUACCAAGCGUAAAACUUGAAGGAGAUUCCCCUUCAAUGGUUAUCGAAGUCGAUUCACCUGAUUUUUCCAUACCUUCAGAAAAACUUAGUAUAAAAUCUCCCAAACUUGAAACAAAGUGUGAGUCAGAAUCCAUAGAUAUCAAUGCUGAUCUUGAUGCAACUGUUCCUGAUAUUAAAGUUAAAAGUGAAAAGCAUAAAAUCAACAUAGGAUCAUGGUUAGGAAAAGCUAAAAGUCCUCUUUCAAAGGGUCACUAUUCUCCAACAAAGGCGCAGAAAGUCGAUGCAGAAAUAACUGGGACGGCUAACAUAAGACCGUUUGAUGCUCAGGUAGAUUUGGACAUUCCAGUCUGUGAAACUAAAGCUGCAGUAUCAUCACCAGAUACAAGAGUAGAGUCCCCAGAGGUAAAUAUAAAAGGAGGUAAAGGAAAGGCCAAGUUAGGAUCCUGCUUUGGGAAACCGAAAACUCCUGAUGUGGAGGGUGAAUACAAACCAAGAAAAGCCAAAAUUGAAGGUCCUGAAAUGUCUGCUGAAAUGAAUGUUGCAACGACGGAGGUUGAAGGUGACGUCAGUGUAGAAACGAAGAGUAAAAGACCAAAGGCCAAAUUUGGAUCAUGCUUUGGAAAGCCAAAGUCUUCAGAAAUGGAGGGUGAAUGCUACUCCACAAAGAUAGAGACUGAUGUUCCAGGAAUUACCGGUGAAAUAGAUGUUACAGGGCCAUAUGUAGAGGAUGGUGACCUAUCAUUGCCAGCAGUUGAAGUAAAAGCUGAGCCACCAAUUCCUCCAAUGCGCAAGAACAAAUUAAAGCAUAAUAUUGAUGUUCCUGAAGCUGGUGUUACUGGAAAAUUGCCUGACUGCAACGCUGGGGCUAGUUUACAGGCCACAAUUCCUGAUGUUCUUGUUGGGACAAAUGGAAAUAGUUUUGGUCUUAAGUCAGAUAUCCCACAAAUGAAAGCUGAAGUUGGAGGAUUUGAAGGAAAAUUAAAUAUUAAAACUGAUGUUCCAGAUAUAAAGGGUAAUGUUCCAGAAGUUACAGGUGAAAUCUCAGGCAGUACAGGAGAGUUGAAUAUCAAUGCUGGUGUUCCAGAAAUAAAGGCAGAUACCCAAAGGUUUGGAGGAGGAUUGAGUUCUAAGGCUAAUGGUCUAGAAAUGAUGGCAGAUAUCCCAGAGGUAAAGAAUGACGGCCUUGGGUUGAAAGGAAAAAUGGACUUCAGUGCUGAUGUCCCAGAAGUGAAAGCCUGUAUUCCAGGCUUUGGUGGAGGUUUGAACUUUAAGGCUGAUGUUCCAGAAAUGAAAACUGAUGUUACAGGAUUUGGAGGAAAAAUUGAAAUGGAUGCCCACGUCCCAGAGGUAAAGGCUAAUAUCCCAGAGAUAAAGGCUGAUGUCCCAGGGUUUGCAGGAAAGUUAGACUUCAAGGCUGAUGUCCCAGAGAUAAAGGCUGAUGUCCCAGGAUUUGGAGGAAAGUUGGACUUCAAGGCUGAUGUCCCAGAGAUAAAGACUGAUGUCCCAGGAUUUGGAGGAAAGCUGGACUUCAAGGCUGAUGUCCCAGAGGUAAAGGCUGAUGUCCCAGGAUUUGGAGGAAAGCUGGACUUCAAGGCUGAUGUCCCAGAGGUAAAGGCCGAUGUCCCAGGAUUUGGAGGAAAGCUGGACUUCAAGGCUGAUGUCCCAGAUGUAAAGGCUGAUGUCCCAGGAUUUGGAGGAAAGCUGGACUUCAAGGCUGAUGUCCCAGAGGUAAAGGCUGAUGUCCCAGGAUUUGGAGGAAAGCUGGACUUCAAGGCUGAUGUCCCAGAGGUAAAGGCUGAUGUCCCAGGAUUUGGAGGAAAGCUGGACUUCAAGGCUGAUGUCCCAGAGCUAAAGGCUGAUGUCCCAGGAUUUGGAGGAAAGCUGGACUUCUCCCAGGAUUUGGAGGAAAGCUGGACUUCAAGGCUGAUGUCCCAGAGGAUAAAGGCUGAUGUCCCAGGAUUUGGAGGAAAGCUGGACUUCAAGGCUGAUGUCCCAGAGGUAAAGGCUGAUGUCCCAGGAUUUGGAGGAAAGCUGGACUUCAAGGCUGAUGUCCCAGAGGUAAAGGCUGAUGUCCCAGGAUUUGGAGGAAAGCUGGACUUCAAGGCUGAUGUCCCAGAGGUAAAGGCUGAUGUCCCAGGAUUUGGAGGAAAGCUGGACUUCAAGGCUGAUGUCCCAGAGGUAAAGGCUGAUGUCCCAGGAUUUGGAGGAAAGCUGGACUUCAAGGCUGAUGUCCCAGAGGUAAAGGCUGAUGUCCCAGGAUUUGGAGGAAAGCUGGACUUCAAGGCUGAUGUCCCAGAGGUAAAGGCUGAUGUCCCAGGAUUUGGAGGAAAGCUGGACUUCAAGGCUGAUGUCCCAGAGGUAAAGGCUGAUGUCCCAGGAUUUGGAAGAAAGCUGGACUUCAAGGCUGAUGUCCCAGAGGUAAAGGCUGAUGUCCCAGGAUUUGGAGGAAAGCUGGACUUCAAGGCUGAUGUCCCAGAGGUAAAGGCUGAUGUCCCAGGAUUUGGAGGAAAGCUGGACUUCAAGGCUGAUGUCCCAGAGGUAAAGGCUGAUGUCCCAGGAUUUGGAGGAAAGCUGGACUUCAAGGCUGAUGUCCCAGAGGUAAAGGCUGAUGUCCCAGGAUUUGGAGGAAAGCUAGACUUCAAGGCUGAUGUCCCAGAGGUAAAGGCUGAUGUCUCAAGGUUUGGAGGAAAGCUGGAUUUCAAGGCUGAUGUCCCAGAGGUAAAGGCUGAUGUCCCAGGAUUUGGAGGAAAGCUGGACUUCAAGGCUGAUGUCCCAGAGGUAAAGGCUGAUGUCUCAAGGUUUGGAGGAAAGCUGGAUUUCAAGGCUGAUGCCCCAGAGGUAAAGGCUGAUGUCCCAGAUAUAAAGGUUGGUGUCCCAUUGUUUGGAGGAAAGCUGGACUUCAAGACUGAUGUUCCAGAGAUGAAGGCUGAGGUCCCAGGAUUGGCAGGAAAGCUGGACUUCAAGUCUGAUGUACCAGAAAUAAAGGCUGAUGUCCCAGAGAUAAAGGCUAAUGUACCAAGAUUUGGAGGAAAGCUGGACCUCAAGGUUGAUGUCCCAGAUAUAAAGGCUGUUGUCCCAGAGAUGAAGCCUGAGGUCCCAGGAUUUGGAGGAAAGAUGGACUUCAAGGCUGAUGCCCCAGAGGUAAAGGCUGAUGUCCCAGGGUUUGGAGGAAAGCUGGAAUUCAAGGAUGAUGUCCCAGAGAUAAAGACUGAUGUCCCAGGGUUUGGAGGAAAGGUGAACUUAAAGGCUGAUGUCCCAGAGGUACAGGCUGAUGUCCUAGGAUUUGGAGGGAAGCUGGACUUCAAGGCUGAUGUUCCAGAGGUAAAGGCUGAUUCUGAUGUCCCAGGAUUUGGAGGAAAGCUGAACUUCAAGGCUGACGUUCCAGACAUAAAGGCUGAUGUCCCAGAGAUUAAGACUAAUGUACCAGGAUUUGGAGGAAAGCUGGACUUCAAGGCUGAUGUCCCAGAUGUAAAGGUUGGUGUACCAGGAUUUGGAGGAAAGCUGGACUUCAAGGCUGAUGUCCCAGAUAUAAAGGCUGAUGUCCCAGAGAUAAAGGCUAAUGUACCAGGAUUUGGAGGAAAGCUGGACUUCAAUGCUGAUGUCCCAGAGGUAAAGGCUGAUGUCCAACAGAUAAAAGCUAAUGUCCCAGAAGUUGGAGGAAAGUUGGACUUCAAGACUGAUGUCCCAGAGAUAAAAGCUAAUGUCCCAGAGAUCAGGACUGAGAUCCCAGGGUUUGGAGGAAAGCUGGACUUCAAGGCUGAUAUCCCAGAGGUAAAGGCUGAUGUCCCACAGAUAAAAGCUGAUGUGCCAAGAAUUGGAGGAAAGCUGGACUUCAAGGCUGAUGUCCCAGAGAUAAAGGCUGAUGUCCAAGGAUUUGGAAGAAAGUUGGAUUUUAAGGACAAUGUUCCAGAGGUAAAGGCUGAUGUCCCAGGGCUUGAAAGAAAGCUAACUUUUGAGACUGAUGUUCCAGAUAUUAAAAGUGGUUUUGCAAAAAUAGAGACAAAUAUCCCAGGUAUAGGAGGAAAGCUAGAUGUGUCAGAUGUAAAAGGUGAUGUAUCUGGAUUUGGAGGAAAAUUGGUUAAGGCUGCUGUCCCAGAAACUAAAGGUUAUGUUCCAGAAUUUGCUGGAAAGGGAGAUGUAAAGUGUGUUGUUCCAGAAUUUCAAGCUGAGGCCCCACGAGUAGAAAGACAGCUAGACUAUAAGGAUGGUAUCCCUGACUUUUCCAGAAAGAUGGACAUACAGUCUGAUAUCCGAGACUUUGAAGUAAAACAAGGACUGAAGGCUGAUGUUCCUGAUGUAAGGGCUGAUAUCUUAGUUGAUGCAGGGCUGAGCUUUAAGGGUGCUGUUCCAAAUGUUAAAGCUAAUGUCCCAGCACAUAGUGAAAAGAUAGAUUUAACAGCUGAUAUCCCAGAGUUAAAGCAUGAUGCCCCACGACAUAAAGGAAUUGACUUGAGUGCAGAUGUUCCAAAAGUCAAAACAGAUCUUACUAGUCUAUCUCUUAAAGGUGAUGUUUUGAUUAAGCCAGUACCUCCCUCUACUACCACUGGUGUUCCACUACAGGUGAACGUUGCAAGUGAUGUUUAUCUUCCUGAGGGUACCCUUGACAUACAUAAUGAUGCUCCUAGAGAGUCCAGAUCAUCUGAAUCAAAUAGUUUAAAGACACGCAUUCCUGUUCUGGAUAUUAAAUCCAGGCUGUCUGAACCUACAGUUUCUUUAUCAUCAACUGAAGCUGAUCUUUCUGAAGUACAAGUUGGAACUGGUGUAAGUCCUCCUCGAGAGGAUACAACAGCCCCUUCUGGACGGGGUUCAAGAAAAAAGAGAGGAAGACGUGGGAGAGGUACUGAAGAAGAUAUCGAUGUGUCAUCAAUUAAACCAUGGGAGAAACCUGGAGAUAAAGUUGAGUUUACAGAGGGAGUUGAUGUCGCAAUGCGAGGAUUGGACACUCAGCUCAAGCUCGACACAGAAGUUUCUGGGAUGUCAGUCAGUGGUGGUAAUGAUGAUUCUCCAACACGAAGUAGAAUUCCUAGAUUUAGUGGAGUAUCCAAACAAGGGACAGGGGCAGAAGAUAUGACACAACCACGAGACAUGAUUGCCGACGGUGUUGAGGGACAAGUAAAGGUAGAGGGUAGAAGUGGCAUACCAGUGUUGUCCGAACGUAUUUCUAUCUCAUUUAGGCCUCAGGAUGAGACAGAAGUGCAAAGUAACAUUCCAGUAGCAGCAACCCCAGAAGGCGCAGCUCCCAUCGGCUGGGUCUUACCACCAUCCACCACACAAUCACCAACUCACGGGGUAAUACUCAGGGAUGAUCGGUCAUUGCCAGGAGGGGUAACCAUACAACCUGGGCAGUAUGGGGUAAAAGGGGAGAUCACUCAACAUAUGCCAGAUUCAAAUCAAUCUUUGUCUAUCGAUUCUGAGGAAAAUCGGGGUGGUGAUCCAUAUAUCAAGGGUAAGCUGGGGCCAUUUAAACUUACACCUGAGAGGACAGUGAGCGAGUGUAAACCUGAAAUCACGAAAGUUAGUAGUGACCCGGAGAGCCUAAGCAACAAAUCUUUGGAGGCACAAGGGCCUGAGACCAUGAAAGAGUGGACCCUAGAACCUCAGUCUUAUCAAGUCAAAAUGGAAACAGAUCCCAGUAUAAAAUUAAUGUCUGAUCCAACCGUGACGGAACUUCAUACUAGAAUGGUUAUUGGAGACGGUGACCAGCGGGCAAGUAAACAGUCUCGAACGGUGUUUGUGACUGAAGACGCUGGCGGGAGAGUAGUGGUUCACAGAAGAAUGGAUUCCACUUCAGCACCUUCAGGAGAACAGACAAUUUCAUCGGCGAUGACAACAACACCUGAAGAUCUUAGUUCAAUGCUGAGUCAGGGUCCUUCUUCAACAGUCUCCACAGUGGUGACAACAAGUGAAUGGCCUGAGGGAGUCACCACACAAAAAACAGUUCGAGUUAGGAAAAUCAGAAAAAUUAAAGUAGGAGAUGGACCUGAAGAAACUAUUCUUGAAACUGACUACGAAACCGUCCCAGGUGAGGAGCCUGACCUGUCUAGGCUUGAGGGAAUGUUACAAAGUAGCGAAGUGUUGCGAGUCACACCAGAAGGGGAGCCAAGCCUAUCACAUUUGCCACCUGAAUUGAGAGACACCUCUCUACUCCACUUUGAUUCCAAUCAAAGGGAGGCACCUGGAGAUACACACCAGACUGUCACUAGGACGGUCAAGAGGAUACCUUCAGGAGAAAUUGCUCAGUACCUCCCAGAAGGGUUCGACAAAAAUCUUCACAAAGUUGUUGGAGGAACGACAACGACAACGACAAAAACUGUGCGAAAAGUAAAAAUGUUAAAGAAAGAUGAGAGUGGUAAUAUGGUAGAAUGUGAUGCAGAUGAUGAGGAUCUCCAAACCUUGCUACCAUACCUCUCAUCUGAAAGUGCUUCUUCCACUGUCCCCACCAACACCACCACUACCACCACCACAUCUUCUGAAGAUGAUGGCGGUGUGGUUACCACUACCACCACUACCACCACCGACGGAGGCACCGUCACCAGAGUAAUUCGACAAAAACGCUUCAUAACGGAUGGGUCAUCGAUAAGUGAGUUCGAGGAGGGGCCUGCCGCCGCCGGUGAGUGUGAGGGCGGCGUGCCCGAGAGGGUUAGGGCGGAACCCGAACAGUCUCCCGACGAUCACAGAACAUAUUUGUCUCUGUGUUCCCUCUACGAGCUCACCUCAGGAACGUGGGGACGCUUUAUAUCCGCAUGUUCCGCAUCAAUCCCUUAUAAUAUGGUUACCCUUACAGUGGUUUUCUGUGGCGGGCGGUGUCUGGGUGACACAGGCGCCCUUCAUAGAGGUCGGUCAGUUGCCACACAUCGCUGGGCAUUAAUAACUGCAUCCCUGACGGCUUCACUGAACAGCAGGCGUAUCAGCAGCCUCACCGCCACAAUGAGUGAGGCACCGGCGAAGGGCAAAGUCAUUAAGAAGAAGAAGGUGAAAAAGGCCCCUGCCCCAGCAGCUCCAACUGAAGAGGGGACAUCAUGUCCAACCCUAGCAGCAUCAACAGCAACAACAGCACCACCACCACCACCACCAGCAGUAGCAGCACCGGCACCAGCAGCGUCUUCUAUCAAGAAGUCUGCACCACAGCCUCCAGAACCAAAGCCAACAAAAGAACAGCCCUCCACAGCUCCUAAUGUGGCGCCGGUGCCAGCUCCAAGGAAAAAUAAGGUAGCGCCAGAACCGCCGCAACCCAAAGUUACGGCGUCCCUAUCCGGGGAACCUGAAUCUACAGCAGCCCGAACAACACCUAAGGCCCCAGCACCAAAGGCUCCUAGGGUUACACAGAGUCCCUCUGUACUCACGGAGACACCGGAGUUCAUGGCAGCCAGCGCCGCCACGAAGAAAGCAUCUGAGGAACCACCAAGGACACUGCAACAAGGACCACUACCUAAAGUACCCCAAGAGGAGUCAAAGGUAUCCAAGGAAUUACCAGUAUCUAAGGCACCUCAGGAAGCACCAAAGGUACCAAAGGAAGCUCCAGCACCUAAAGCACCUGUAGAGAUACCUAAGGCAUCCAAGGAAACUCCUGCUCCUAAGGCACCUCACGAAGCACCAAAGGUACCGAAGGAAGCUCCAGCACCUAAAGCACCUGUAAAGACACCUAAGGCAUUCAAGGAAACUCCUGCUCCUAAGGCACCUCAAGAAGCACUAAAGGUACCGAAGGAAGCUCCAGCACCCAAAGCACCUGUGGCACCCAAGGAGGAACCAGCACCAAAGGCAUCCAAGGAAGCUUCAGCACCUAAGCCACCUCAAGCAACUAAGGAAGCACCCAAAACUCCUCAGGAAGCAACGGCAGUAAAGGCAUCCCAGGAAGCACCUGCCGCACCCAAAACGUCAAAAGAAAUCUCCAAAGUAACACCAGAGGCUGCAGCACCUAAGCCUGCAGCACCUAAGCCUGCAGCACCUCAGUCCCAGGUGUCUCCCAAAGCAGCAGCAACAGCAGCAGCUAGCAGACCUGUGGAGGCCUUUCAGUCCCCGGGGCGGCAAGAGACGGAUGAAGCCUCUGCCAGGAAGUUGACCAACUUCUUCAAGAUGGGCGUCCACGACGACGGCGUGGUGACCCAGGAGCCCCAGGCCCAGCAGGUCCAUGCCCCCUCUCCCACCGCCGCCGCGCCAUCCCCCGCCGCUAAGGUGAGCAGCACCGUUGCUGCCGCCCAGGAUGAAGGAACCUUGCAACAGCAGGCACAAGUCAGAGUGCUCACCUUGAACCAUAAGGACCAUCUAGAUUCAACACUCUUUCGUCUGCAGAAAGGUUGGAUCCUCCAGCUGCGUCCAGGCCCCACACUACUUGGGCGUCAGGUGAGUGUGUUCACCAACCACCCAGAGAGACCCGAAGAUGGCUUCACACGCACCAAGUACCGUCACCUUCAGUGGAAGAGUGACUCCCACAACAAGGGUGAUGACACGGCUCUCUAUGUGGAGGUGACCCUUGUUAUGGCUGGGUCCUUCCACUACUACUUCACCUAUGAUGACAGUGAGAAUAAAGACAAAGCCCAAGGUUCAGGGUUCUUCUUGGUGGAUCCAACACUAAUUGUUGGCACAAAUGAAGUCCUCCAGCAAGACUGUGUCCAGUGCCAGACUGUCCUCUCUAAGAGUCUUGGUCCCCUGCCAGACUGGGAACAGCGACUGCAAGUGGCUCAUCAAAGUGGUUACAACAUGAUACACUUCACACCAAUUCAGGAACUAGGAGGCUCUAACUCAAGUUACUCCCUGAAGGAUCAGCACAAACUCAACGUCGAGUUUCAGAUUCCUGGUAAUGAAUUCACUUUUGAUGAUGUUGAAGUGCUGAUAAAGAAAAUGAAACAAGAAUGGAAGGUGUUGUCCUUAACUGACAUUGUGCUGAACCACACGGCUAAUGAGACUCCAUGGCUGCAAGAACAUCCAGAAUCAACAUACAACUGUAAUAACUCUCCUCACCUUCGUCCGGCAUAUUUGCUAGACAGAGUUCUGUACCACAUGGCAUUAGAAGUAAUGGAUGGAAAGUGGAAGGACCGAGGAAUACCAGAAGCCAUUACAGAAGAGAAACAUAUUGAGGCUGUGAAGAAUGCCCUACACAACUAUUUCUUACCUCAAGUAAAACUUCACGAGUUCUACACAGUUGACAUAGAAAAGAUGGUUGAAGAGUUCCGUCGUAGGAUCUCUUGCAUCGUUCCCUCCAUCAAGACAUCGGCUGAAGAAGUUUCAAAGAACAAACUAGUGAUCAAACAAGACCCCCAAUAUGGAAGGAAGACUUGCACAGUAGAUAUGGAUAUUGCAGUGAGACUCUAUAAUUUGCCCAAUGAGUCGAAAGAGAAGAUCCUCCAGGGUAGUGGACCAGAGGCCAGUGAUGAGGCUGACCGUGUGGUGCGCUGCUGCUCUGAGUUCCGACGCCACCUGGAGCACCUGAAUGAGCAGCGUGCCAGCGAGAUUCAAGCACACCUCAUCAGGGCUGUGAGCUGCUGUCUGGGCACUAUUCGCUACCAGCGCCUUCAGCCUGAUGGACCUAAGAUUGCUGCAGUAUCAAAAGAGAAUCCACUGGUUCCUCCGUACUUUACUCAUUAUGGAAAAGACACUACACUGGAGGAAGAGGAGGCCUUGAUGUUUGGCUCGAAAGCUUCCUUCUUAAUGGCCCACAAUGGCUGGGUCAUGGGGGAUGAUCCACUAAAGAAUUUUGCUAGAGAAGAAUCGUAUGUAUACUUGAGGAGAGAAUUGGUUGCCUGGGGGGACAGCGUUAAGCUGAGGUAUGGCGAUGAACCCAAGGACAGUCCUUUCCUGUGGGACUUAAUGAGACGCUACUGUGAAUACACCGCUCGUAUCUUCCAUGGUAUCCGUCUUGACAACUGUCACUCAACACCCAUCCAUGUUGCUGAGUACAUGUUGGAUGCUGCAAGAAAAGUUAGACCAGACCUGUAUGUGAUUGCAGAACUCUUCACAAACUCUGAUCUGACGGAUAACAUAUUCAUUAACCGGCUGGGAAUCAAUUCUCUCAUCAGAGAGGCCAUGUCAGCCCCAGACUCUCAUGAGGAAGGUCGACUGGUGUACCGCUAUGGUGGUGAGCCUGUGGGAGCCUUCCUACUGCCUCCUGUGCGGCCGCUUGUUCCAUCAGUUGCUCAUGCCAUGUUUCUUGACCUCACUCAUGACAACAGGAGUCCAGCUGAAGUCCGUACUGCUUGGGACAUGCUGCCAUCCACAGCCCUUGUCAGUAUGGCCUGCUGUGCCACUGGCUCAAAUAGAGGUUAUGAUGAACUUGUACCUCAUCAUAUUCAUGUAGUGGAUGAGCAGCGGGUGUAUGCAGCCUGGAGUGAGAGCACCACUCAGCGUGGAGAAAUCAACAAAAAAUCUGGAAUAAUAGAGUGCAAAAAUCUGCUAAAUAAACUUCAUUUUGAGCUCGGUGCAAAUGGUUUUAAUCAGGUGUUUGUGGACCAAGUGACAGAACAUGUGGUGACAGUGACACGUCACAACCCUGUGAGCCACCAGAGUGUGGUACUUGUUGCUUACACCUCCUUCAGGCCCCCAGCACAGAUCAAGGCUACCAAUAUACGUCCCUUGAAGGUUCAAGGACGAUUGGAGGAAAUUAUUUUUGAAAUGCAAGUCAAAGGAACAAAGGAAGAAGAUGCAGAUAAGAAGAUCCCAGGAGUUUUUGUGCCUGACUUGGAAUUUAUCAACGGAUUAGAAAAUUUCAAUGUGGAAGUGAAGGAACACUUGACUCCUGCACAAUCCACCUUUGUGCAAGUUACAUCUAGUAGUGACUCAGACAUGACAGUGUGUGAAUACACCUCCAAAUUUAAACCUGGCAGUGUUAUAGCCUUCAGACUAAGUCUUCUGCCUCGUGCUCAGUCUGCUGUCAACAAGAUUCGUGGAACUCUAUCGGAGUUUGGUUAUAAGUCGAGGAUUUCUGAAGUCACCACUCACAACCCAGUGUUGACUGACAUAGUGAAUGGCCUCAGUCUGGUUGAUCUGAACCGUAUCCUGUACCGUUGUGAUGACGAGGAGAAGGAUGAAGGUCGGGGUUGGGGUGCCUAUAACAUCCCCAACUAUGGGCCACUGCUCUACUGUGGCCUGCAAGGUGUUGUUUCUGUGCUUAGUGAGAUUCGUGUGGUCAAUGACCUUGGGCAUCCUCUGUGUGGGAAUUUGCGUGAUGGUGACUGGCUGCCAGACUACAUUGCAGGUCGCCUUAAGUUUGACCCAUCAACUCAACAGCUAGCAGGCUGGCUGGAGGAGGUGUUUGGUUACUUGAGGGAUGUACCUCGAUAUCUCAUCCCAGCCUACUUUGAUUCCAUUGUCACCAGCAUCUACCUCACCCUCAUCAACAGGGCAUGGGCACUGAUGGGAGAAUUCAUCUCUGAAGGAUCAAACUUUGUCAAGGCUCUUGGUUUAUGCUCAGUGCAAUUUUGUGGCACUGUGAAGUCUGCCCUGUUACCACCUUUGUCUCCCAACUUGAGGGAUCCCAAACCUCCUUCUUUCACCGAUGAUUCUGGUAGCCAAAUGCAGCUGUCUGCCACCAUUGCAGCUGGACUCCCUCACUUCUCUGUUGGUUAUAUGCGAAACUGGGGUCGAGACACCUUCAUUGCUCUCCCUGGAAACCUCCUUAUCACCAGUAGAUAUGAAGAAGCCAGAUGGAUCAUCUUGGGAUUUGCUGGCACAAUGCGUCACGGGCUCAUUCCAAACCUCCUGGAUGGAGGGAAAAAAGCAAGGUUCAACUGUCGAGAUGCUAUCUGGUUCUGGCUGCAGGCUAUCCAAAGAUAUGUAACAAUUGUUCCCAAUGGUCAUGAAAUUCUGAAAGACAAGGUUUCAAGAUUAUAUCCAUCAGAUGACUGUACUCCACAAGAACCUGGGAAAUCUGACCAACUCCUUGAGGAAGUCAUUCAUGAGGGUCUCCAGCGCCACUUCCAAGGAGUCAAGUUUAGGGAAAGGAAUGCAGGUUUCCAGAUUGACCGGCAGAUGAAUGAUGAUGGAUUCAACAAUAAUGUUGGAGUUGACCUGGAAACAGGUUUUGUGUAUGGUGGCUCAGUGAAUAACUGUGGUACCUGGAUGGACAAGAUGGGAUCAAGUGAAUUGGCCGGCACCAAGGGUAAACCAGCAACACCUCGUGAUGGCAGUGCUGUUGAGAUCAUUGGUCUUUGCAAGUCUGCUCUUGCCUUCCUAGGCCGCAUGCAAAAAGAGGGCAAAUAUUCCUACAACACUGUGGAGCAAUGUGAUGGAACAGGAAAGGUAACUAAAUGGACAUAUGAAUUCUGGGAAAAGAAGAUUGAAGAAAACUUUGAAAAGUACUUCUGGGUCAGCGAAACGCCAAUGCCCGAAAAUGAACCUAGACCGGAGUUGAUUCACCGCAGAGGAAUAUACAAAGACUCUCACAAUGCCUCACAGUUUUGGGCAGAUUUCCAAUUGCGGUGCAACUUCCCAAUUGCUAUUGCUGUGGCUCCUGAAAUGACUUCACCCAAAAAUGCCUGGGUUGCACUGAAAAAUGCUGAAGAAAUCUUGCUAGGACCUUUGGGCAUAAAAACUCUGGAUCCCAAGGAUUGGGCUUAUAAUGGGAAUUACGACAACUCUAACAACACAGCAGAUUCCAAGUUAGCCCAUGGCUUCAAUUACCAUCAGGGUCCAGAAUGGUUAUGGCCUGUUGGGUGGCUUUUGCGUGCACAACUUACCAUUGCACCCAAGGUGGGGGCCACUGAGGAGCUGGCCCGCACUAUGGGCCACGUGAAGUCUCUCAUGGCGAACCAUCUCACCCAUCUACUGACCUCCCCCUGGCGCUCCCUUCCAGAGCUGACAAAUGCCGAGGGUGCCUUCUGUAAAGACUCCAAUCCAGCACAGUCAUGGAGCACAGGCUGCCUUCUGGAGGUGUUAUGGGAGUUGGAUCACAUAGAGCGAAGUCUCAACAUCUCCACUAACAUUUGAAGAGAGCCGGGCUACGCCACCAUCCUUCCCCUGAACAACCUGCCCCAGGAUCCCUCUACACUCAUUGUGCAGUGCCAACAUGAAUUUCCCACUAGCACCUACUUCCCUUUAGACGACAAUAGGCAGCACUACAAACUAAGUCAUGAGUCCCAAGAGUCAAGUGAAACCUUUGAUACAGCUUAC